AUGGCAACCAGGCUCGGCAUAUUCCCAGCCCCUGGAGGCCUUGGAGGCAGUACCCUAAGACAACUUCUCGAACAAGUCCCACCUAAUGAUGUGGUGCUCGUCGCUCGCAGCCCAGAGAAACUCUGCAAAGAGAAAGCCGUUGGUGAUAUUAUUCGCACGGCCUAUUACGGCAAUACCCCGACACUGGACCAAUUGUUUGAUGGAAUUUCGUCUCUGAACUUGAUUUAG
Penicillium antarcticum is the source of this 228-nucleotide messenger RNA. RefSeq lists its product as uncharacterized. The transcript has a single exon. The record is from RefSeq and is a predicted model, not a curated record. NCBI's taxonomy places the organism in Eukaryota, Fungi, Ascomycota, Eurotiomycetes, Eurotiales, Aspergillaceae. Bases 1 to 228 code for a protein of 75 amino acids.